AUAUCACGAUCCGUUCUCCUCUCCCCUCUUCACUCCAAGUUCUCACGCGCUCUCUCCGUUCCUGUCAUCGUCUGUUUCAACUGUCAUAGUCACUGCACUAACGCCAUCAACCCUUGGACGUUUUCCUUGUUUGCUUUUAGACGGUAAAUAAGAUUCGUUUACACGCUGCAUGGGAGGCAUUAAUUCACGGAAUAUGGAUAUUGAACAUGAUCCAGGACUUGCUGCUGUCUUGCAAUAUCUAAUACGCAGCGGUCAAUUACAUAUCAUAUCUUCGGAUCAUGAUGACUCGGAUGAGGAAUACGCCGCAAAUUCACAACCUCCAAGAAUUACGACUUUGCCAAAUACAUCCAGGCUAGAUAAAAGUGAAAUAAGUCUUGCUACAAAGCAAGCAUGUGGAUUUAUGGAUAAUAUUGAUAAGCGUAACCUCUCUGUCACAUCGAUGAUUCAAAGAAGAGCUCUAGGUCCUAGUUUUAGUACAGGUGAACGGUGCAGAAUAAGUAGCAAUUUUUUACCAAAUAAGAUGCAUCAGGUUGCUAAAUAUAAUACCAAAGCAUUUUGUGGUUCUUACUCCAAAGAUGGAAGAUUUUUCUUAACUGCCAGUCAAGACAAAUUUUUACGUCUUUACCGAACACACGAUGGAGAUUUUGUACAAUUCAAAACCAUUCCUGCACGUGACGUAGGUUGGAGUAUCCUAGACACAGCGUUCAGUCCCGAUGGGAAUUAUAUAGUUUAUUCCAGUUGGUCGGAAUGUUUAUAUCUUUGUCCCGUUUACGGAGAUUCGAGUGCCCAAGAAUCCUUAUCAUUGUGUCCAGAGGAUCGACGAUUUUGCGUAUUUUCGCUUGUAUUUUCUAGCGAUGGUCGAGAGAUUUUAGGUGGAGCAAACGAUGGUUAUCUUUACGUUUAUGACAGAGAGUGUCAUCAACGUGCUUUCAGAAUCGAAGGUCAUGACAACGAUGUAAAUACGGUUGCUUUUGCGGACAAUACUUCUCAAAUCCUAUACAGCGCUGGUGAUGAUGGCCUCUGCAAGGUUUGGGACAGAAGAACUUUGAAUGAAACUGAUCCACAUCCCGUUGGAGUACUAGCUGGUCAUAUGGAUGGGAUAACGUAUAUUGAUCCACGUGGUGAUGGCCGUUAUUUGAUUACUAAUAGUAAAGAUCAAACAAUCAAAUUGUGGGACGUACGUGCAUUUUCCGAUCAUAACGGAGAACAAAAUACACGUAAAGCUGUUGCAAAUCAAAACUGGGAUUAUCGAUGGCAACGAGUACCAAAACGACUGCAUAAAGCGAAAAAUAUGUUAGAAGGUGAUACCAGCAUUAUGACCUAUCGUGGCCACUCCGUUCUUCAAACUUUAAUACGUUGUCAUUUUUCACCUUCGUCUAUUACCGGCCAAAGAUAUAUUUACACCGGAUGCGCUGCAGGUCGGGUAAUAAUUUACGAUGUUUUGACGGGUAGGAUAGUUAGUAGUUUGGUAGGACACAAAGGAUGCGUGCGUGAUGUUAGUUGGCAUCCAUUUCAUCAGGAAAUUGUUUCAACAUCUUGGGAUGGUGCAAUUGUUAGUUGGCGAUAUGCUGGGAAGACAGCACUCGAUAAUUCCGAUUCGGAAGAGGAAACUGACGCAGAAUCACCUCCGCGUACUUUAAGACGAAGUCAACGAAUAGCUGCUCAAAGAGCAGCUAAACACAGCAGAGCAGUAGCGUGUUGAGUAUCGUAAAUGUCAACCGGGAAAUUAAAUAUUCUCGGGAAUUCAGUCUUUUCGUUCCUACGAGAAAAAAGUUAAUAAUGCCUAGUGUUUACGGCAGAGCAAUUUUGUAUCGGUGACUAUUGUUACUCGCCGAAAUUCAAGAGACUAACUGUUUCUACAAGACUGAGUUUUCACUGAAUAUACGCACCAUUUCAGAAUCAAUGCUGCCAUUCUGAUAUCGGAAUAAUAGUGCGUCAUCAAACCUAAACGCAUAUUUGUAAGACAAAAGACGCGGGCACGACAGCACCGGCUAUGUAACUCAUUCUCGUAGAACCGAAUUUCUUUUUAUCCGAUAUUUAACGAUUGCUUUCUUUUAUAUUAAAUCCAAGUGGAGGAAAUUUUUAGGCGUUAUUAUUUUCUACCGCAAAGUGGGUAAUACACUAGACAGACGAACACACACACAUAUGUAUAUAUGUCUUUCUGUAUGUAUAUAUGAAUGUAUGUAUGCAUGCAUGCAUGCAUGUAUGUAUGUAUGUAUGUAUGUAUGUAUGUAUGUAUGUAUGUAUGUAUGUAUGUAUGUAUGUACGCAUGUACGUACGUAUAUAUGUAUGCAUGUAUGUAUGUAUGUAUGUAUGUAUGUAUACUAUUGUUUAAAAGUGAUGUUUGAACUCGGGUCAGGAAAGUGUCUUUCUUACGAAGCGAAGGUUUUUCUCCAUCUCUUUGUUUCUCCUUCUCCAAUAAUUCCCCUUCUCUACCUCCCAGCAUCCCUUCUGCCGAUAACCAGCUGUUUAAUUUACCAUCUCUUUCUGUCUGAUUCUUCUAUUUUCUUCUAUUUUCAGAGGAGAAAUGUCUUUGAUUCGUAUCGCAUUAUAACAGUGCACUAAUUAUAAGUUUCUGUUUUAAUCUUUGUCUGUGGGGAGUAAGUUAUUGUUAUAAAAAUACAAACAACAUUUGCUUUUCCUGUUAAGAAGAAGAAAGUUAUUAUUUUUCCUCCAUAUAAUUCCUUGUACGAAUAAAUUAUGUAUAAUUUUAUGAAUGACGAGAAAAUGAGUACGACAACAAACGGAAGUGAAGAAUAUGCAAUGAAAAAAAAUGGGAAAAAUUUGUAACCGGAUAUAGUUUGUUCUCAAGGUGACCAAAUGUGGAAAAGAUGUUGUUGUGUACAUUUUUCGAUGUACGUAUUUUACUAGGUAUGUUUAAAUGUCGCGCACGAUUUUCCAAAAAUGUACAGAUAUACAUAAAUAUAUAGAAACAUUAUACAGACACUCCACAUAAAUCCAUCUACACACGCACACACACAUUUACAGACCUAUACACUCGCGCGUGUAUAUAUUUAGAUAUACAUACAUUAUGUUAUAUUAAACAUGUAUACUAAUAAAUUACUAGAAAAUAA
Molecule: messenger RNA, 3074 nt
Organism: Bombus pyrosoma
Lineage: Eukaryota; Metazoa; Arthropoda; Insecta; Hymenoptera; Apidae
Product: DDB1- and CUL4-associated factor 11
Exons: 10
Coding region: 170-1702 (510 amino acids)
Biological process (GO): proteasome-mediated ubiquitin-dependent protein catabolic process
Cellular component (GO): Cul4-RING E3 ubiquitin ligase complex
Molecular function (GO): protein binding
Source: RefSeq, a predicted model, not a curated record